Molecule: messenger RNA, 4726 nt
Organism: Anolis sagrei ordinatus
Lineage: Eukaryota; Metazoa; Chordata; Lepidosauria; Squamata; Anolidae
Gene: TDG
Product: thymine DNA glycosylase
Biological process (GO): base-excision repair, AP site formation
Cellular component (GO): nucleus
Molecular function (GO): pyrimidine-specific mismatch base pair DNA N-glycosylase activity; uracil DNA N-glycosylase activity
Source: RefSeq, a predicted model, not a curated record
AGGGGAGGGGGAGGAGGGAGGAGCCGGGAGGGGCGCGCGCAGCCGGUUUCUGCGCGAGGGACCCCCAGUCGGGCUUGACUCUGGGCCUGGCUGGCUGGUGAGGCCUUCUUCCUGAGGCUUUCUUCCCUCCCAGGAAGCACCCACCGCGCUCGGCCAUGGAAGCCGAGGAACCGGGCCCCAGAUACUACACUCCUCUUCAACCAGCAUUUUAUCCUUUUUCAUUCCAUCAAAUGAUGACUGCUACAGAUAUGGAUACCUUGAAUGAUCAGGAAACUCCUCAGGAAAUUUUGGAGCAAAAUAUGGUUCAGGAACCUAUCCCAGCACCAGUUAAAGGAAGAAAAAGAAGAACUAAAUCUUCUGAGCCCAAAAAGCCUGCUGCUAAAGUCCCUAAAGCCCCUAAAGCCCCCAAAGUUCCUAAAGCUGCCAAAUCAAAAGGCAAACAGGAGAAAAUCACAGAUAAGUUCAAAGUCAAAAGGAAAGUUGAUCGAUUUAAUGGUGUGACUGAAGCUGAAUUGUUGACCAAAACUCUUCCUGAUAUAUUGACCUUCAACUUAGACAUUGUAAUUAUUGGUAUAAACCCAGGUUUAAUGGCUGCCUAUAAAGGACAUCAUUAUCCAGGUCCUGGAAACCACUUCUGGAAGUGUCUAUUUUUGUCUGGUUUAAGUGAAGAGCAGUUGAAUCAUAUGGAUGACCAUACUUUACCAUUUAAAUAUGGAAUUGGUUUUACAAAUAUGGUGGAAAGGACAACACCAGGUAGCAAGGAUCUUUCCAGCAAAGAGUUUCGGGAAGGAGGACGAAUUCUGGUACAGAAGUUGCAGAAGUAUCAACCUAAAAUAGCAGUUUUUAAUGGAAAAUGUAUUUAUGAUAUUUUUAGUAAAGAGGUUUUUGGAGUCAAGGUUAAAAAGCUGGAAUUUGGGCUACAGCCACAUAAAGUCCCAGAUACAGAAACACUUUGCUAUGUUAUGCCAUCGUCCAGUGCAAGAUGUGCUCAGUUUCCUCGUGCACAAGAUAAGGUUCAUUAUUACAUAAAACUCAAAGAAUUGAGGGAUCAACUGAAAGGUAUUAUACCGAAUGCUGAAAUCCAGGAAGUACAUUACUCAUUUGACUUGCAGCUUGCACAAGAGGAUGCUAAGAAGAUGGCCGUCAAAGAAGAAAAGUAUGAUCCAGGAUAUGAAGCAGCCUAUGGAGGUGCUUAUGGGGAGGAAACAACACCAGAGAGUGAGCCCUGUAACUUCCCAUCAAAUGGAACAGCAACUGCUACAGAGUACAGCAGUAGUUCUUCCUUUGGCGAAGUCGCCAAUGGACAAUGGAUGACCCAGUCUUUCACUGACCAGAUUCCAGAGUUCAGCAACUCUAGACCACAAGAGGAAGGAAAUGAUGCUUAAAGUCUGCCUGUAAGAGUCAGGCCUAAGUGCUGCAGGGUUUUAAACACAUUUGUCAAGAACGGUACCUCAGUUCCCCCAACUGAAGCAUUUUAAUAGCAUUUUACCUCUUAUUUUUUCUUAUGCUAACCAUUUGUGUUGUUAGAUUUAGGCAUAUGAAUUAUGUCACUUUAAAGAAAUGUCCCAAGUUUUUUUAAGAUAAAAAGCCCUUUUCUUUUUUUCUAUGAAACUUUUAUAUUUAAAUUGUUCCAUAGUUGCAGUUUUAGCAAACUGAAUCAUUUGUGACGAUCCAUUUCUUAUUUUCAACUUGUAUUUUGUAAUGUAACAGGUGGACUUAUAUUUUUAACCAGUCCCUUCAUAUGUUGGGAUAUUUCAUAUGUAGUUUAGUACAUCUAAGAAGGUGGGAAGAGGCUUUUAGAUUACACAUUGUUACAGGACAUUGACACAACGUGCAGUUGUCCACCACAUCUGUUACACAAUAAUAAACAGGCCUACUUUUUAGAUAGCUUCUUUGUCGCAGAAGCAACAUCAGGCAUUUUGCCCCUUUGUUUUUGUUUUUAAGGAGCUCAGUUUCUUAACUCAGUCCUGGAGCAUGCAUGUAGUUGCAUACAUCAUUUGCUUCCACCAAUUUAAUAUGUGAACUGUCUCGCUGAAAAACAUUAGGACUGGAGCACAUGACUGCUACCUGCUUUUACUAGAGUCAAACACUUUCACUCUACCUUUAUCUUGGUUAUUUGCUACUGCCUCAGCUGUCAUUUUCUUUUCUUAUCAACAUGCCAUUUCAUGUAUUCUCAGAAUGUUGACCAAGUAAAAGGAUAGUAAAUAAAGAGCAACACUCAAAAAGCAGGGGAAUUCCAGACAAGAAUCAGUCAGGGGCAGCUAUCACUUCCAAACAAAGAAUUCCCCCAGUCAGCAAUCAGCCAGGCUUUGAAGCUGCAAUGUCAUUAAAUGCUAAUCAAGGUGGCCAAUUGCAAUAUUCACUUACUUCAAGCAGACAGGAGUUCUUUCUCCCAUCCUGGACAUUCCAUACAUAUAUAAACCUCGCUUGCCUACUUUCCAACAGACCCCUCAACCUCUGAGGAUGACUGGCAUAGAUAUGGGCAAAAUGUCAGGAGAGAAUGCUUCUGGACCAUGGCCAUACAGUCCAAAUUCCAGCCAUGAAAGCAUUUGACAACACAUUGACCAAGUGUUUGACAUAACGUUGGUGCUCUGUUUGCUGAUACAUUGUGAGCUGUUGACGCCCAACUAGAAAAAGGGCAGUGCUUCCCAUAUCAGAUAACUUGGUUCAUUGAAACAGACGUGGAUAAUUGUCUUCCUUUGUCUUAGGCAGUGAUCUUUAAAUUCUAACCGAGGUUUUAUUAAAACACAUCGUAUUUCUCCUUUCCCUAUAUUUUGGCUCAGCCUUAAGAAGUAUUGCUUGUGGGGAAAAGACAGUACUAUCUUCAGUGUAGUAUCUGGGAUUUGAUUUUAACAUGAUGAACAGGACAUGUGGACCAGUCUUUAUUGUUCAGAAGAUGAGAGUACACAUACAUACACAUUUCUAGGGAAAUUUUUGAUAAUUCUCCCCUUGUUUUCCCUAUCUCAGGAAGAGUGGGAAAUCCUGCCUCGUAUCUAUUUCACUCUUUUUUCUCACUUUUAGAAUGAGUAACAUGUAGGACAGCUCUAGGAAUGGAAGAGUUUAAUAAUUCAACUCCACUCAAAUAGGAAGCAAAACUUUCCAGAAUUCAAUAAUUUUCCUUUCUUGGAAAUGUAACACUCCAUAUCUUACUGACCAGACUGUUAGUAGUGCUAGCAAGCUGUUCAAGUGUUUGGAAGCCACAAGCAUGCUCUGGGGAGUAUCUAGCCAUUUGCAAAACAUUUUCUAAGGUUCAGGGCAUGAUUCACUUUCAUUGCAAGUGCAGUAGCACUUGUUUUAUCUUUCACUUAUAGGCAACAUAAUGGCACAUUGAGGGAAUGGGAAAUCCCUGUGCUGCACCAUACUUCCUUUCCCUAUGCCUUUUAGGCUAAGGUUGUUGAAAAAAAUAUUACAUAUGAAUAAAAGAGGAGGCCCUGAUGUACCAAUGCACAGUUUGCAUACCUAAGUGAAGUUAAGCCUAAUUGGAAAACUGCAAGCUGGUGCUGAACUCACAAUGUAAGUGGAUCAUGCCCACUUUCUUUAGUUCAAUUGAGAUUGAAAAGAAUUGUCUUUGUAUUCUUCCGUCCCCCUCAAUCCACAAAAAGGGUAAGAUACGACUUAAAAGAAAAAGCAAUAAGAGAGUUAAGCGGAUUUGGAUAAACUGUCAAUCAGGUGCUCUAGAUACUUGAAUGAUGUGCAAGAACUGUGUUUACAUAAUAUGUACAUGAUUUCGAUCACUAUAUAAGUGGCAUUAGGCGUAAGUAGCUAAGUGGAUGGAUUGGAAAGUAAAAUAGUUCCAUAGCCGAUUCACAACUUUGGAACCUUUUCACUAUAUUAAGACUUGCUCAUGCUUAAGAUGUAGGCAUGUCUGUGGACUCCCACCUAAAUCAUGUACCUUAAUCCUAAAAUACAGUGUUUUGGUUUCAUUUUUUAAAUUAAGAUUCAGGUGUAUAUUCUACGAUCAUGUUGGUUACUUCCUGGGGGGAAAAGUUCAUUAUCUGGUCAACAGACUAAAUGAUUCAUUGGCAGAAUAAUCCUUUCCAUAUUUACUCAGAAGCAAGAUCUUCUUUUCAGUGGGAUCUGACUUGCUAGUGAAUAUGUCUAGGACAGGCAUGGGCAAAGUUUGGCCCUCCAGGUGUUUUGGACUUCAACUCCCACAAUUCCUAACAGCCUCAGGUCCCUUCCUUUCCCCCCUCAGUCACUUAAGCAGCUGGGGGGGGGGGGGAGGAAAGGGCCUGAUGCUGUUAGGAAUUGUGGGAGUUGAAGUCCAAAACACCUGGAGGGCCAAACUUUGCCCGUGCCUGGUCUAGGAUCACAGCCUUAGUUUAUCUUUUAUGUAUCGCUGUUUACAUGGACACUUUUUAGCAAGUGCUUGAAGUGCCUUGCAUCAGGGAUCUGGAACAAUUUUUAUUUUUAACAGACCUAUAUUAUUCCAGAUAAAUAGCUCAGUAGUAACUAUUGUAAAAGGGAACAUCUUGGAUUGAAAGAGGCAUCAUUAAAUUACUGAGAAAUAAAGUGCACAAUGGUUUAAUGAAAUGUGAAUACACAUCUCAAAUAUGGUGCUUUGAAACUGUACUUAAUAAUUUUGGUCUGCCAGUCUCUUGCAAAAAAAGUCUUAACAUGAAUUACUGGUGCUUAAUUGUGACAUUGUCUUGAUGCUGGAUUGCUAUUUGCUUUGAGAAGAAACAGUGAUAAAUUAUUUGAAAUGAAUAAAAGAAUUGAUGUUUAA